Molecule: messenger RNA, 4071 nt
Organism: Oreochromis aureus
Lineage: Eukaryota; Metazoa; Chordata; Actinopteri; Cichliformes; Cichlidae
Gene: nmt2
Product: N-myristoyltransferase 2
Exons: 12
Coding region: 131-1609 (492 amino acids)
Biological process (GO): N-terminal peptidyl-glycine N-myristoylation
Cellular component (GO): cytoplasm
Molecular function (GO): glycylpeptide N-tetradecanoyltransferase activity
Source: RefSeq, a predicted model, not a curated record
GGUCUGCGUUCCCGCCUUUGGCCACUAGGCGGCGCUCUUUCCUUCGACAUUUUCUUUGUUUUUUCCAUCUCUCGCCCGCUCCCCGUUAGCUCUGUUAAACGGUGGCUGACUAUAUUUUUAAAACAUUUUUAUGAUGGCGGAGGACAGUGAAUCCGCAGCCAGUCAGCAGAGCCUGGAGCUGGACGACCAGGACACCUGCGGGAUAGACGGAGACAACGAGGAGGAGAAUGAGCAUAUGCAAGGCAGUCCAGGGGGAGAGCUGGGGGCCAAGAGGAAGAAGAAGAAGCAGAAGAGGAAGAAAGAGAAGCCAAGCUCGGGGGGAGCCAAGUCUGACUCUGCCUCGGACUCUCAGGAGAUCAAGAACCCUGGCCUGCCCAUCCAGAAGCUGCAGGACAUCCAAAGAGCUAUGGAGCUGCUGUCCUGCCAGGGUCCAGCAAAGAGUAUAGAUGAGGCAGCCAAGCACAAGUACCAGUUCUGGGAUACUCAGCCUGUCCCAAAAUUAAAUGAAGUUGUGACGAGUCACGGGCCAAUUGAGGCUGACAAAGAGAACAUCAGACAGGAGCCAUAUUCUUUACCUCAAGGCUUUAUGUGGGACACUUUGGAUCUCAGUAAUGCAGAUGUCCUGAAGGAAUUGUACACGUUGUUAAAUGAAAAUUAUGUGGAGGAUGAUGAUAACAUGUUCAGAUUUGAUUAUUCUCCAAACUUUCUUAAAUGGGCUUUACGUCCACCGGGCUGGUUACCACAGUGGCAUUGCGGAGUGAGAGUGUCCUCAAAUAAGAAGCUCGUUGGCUUCAUCAGUGCCAUCCCUGCAGAUAUACGAGUCUAUGACACGCUGAAGAGGAUGGUAGAAAUCAACUUCCUGUGUGUUCAUAAGAAGCUGCGUUCAAAGCGCGUUGCUCCUGUGCUCAUCAGAGAGAUAACAAGGAGAGUGAACUUAGAAGGAAUAUUUCAGGCCGUAUACACCGCCGGAGUUGUGCUGCCUAAACCUGUGUCUACGUGCAGGUACUGGCACCGCUCUUUGAACCCUAGAAAGCUUGUGGAAGUUAAAUUUUCCCAUCUGAGCAGAAACAUGACCCUGCAAAGAACCAUGAAACUCUACAGACUACCAGAUAGCACCAAGACUCCAGGUCUGCGGCCGAUGGAAAGGCGCGACGUCGGUCAGGUUACUGAACUGCUACAGAGAUACUUGAGACGUUUCCAGCUUGCUCCUUCUAUGGGAGAAGAGGAGGUGGCUCACUGGUUCUUACCACAGGACAACAUAAUUGACACAUAUGUAGUAGAGGGUGCUGGUGGCAUUCUCACAGAUUUCACUAGUUUCUACACUUUGCCCUCGACUGUGAUGCAUCACCCUCUCCAUAGGAGCCUGAAGGCUGCUUACUCUUUUUACAACGUUCAUACACAAACCCCGCUACUGGACUUAAUGAAUGAUGCACUGAUCCUGGCCAAACUGAAAGGUUUUGAUGUGUUCAACGCCUUGGACCUAAUGGAGAAUAAGAUGUUUCUGGAGAAGCUCAAGUUUGGGAUAGGAGAUGGAAAUCUGCAGUAUUACCUCUACAACUGGAAAUGUCCCCCUAUGGACCCUGAUAAGGUUGGCCUGGUCCUUCAGUAGCAGCUCUCUUCACGGCAGCUGCAUCAACUCUGGAGGCUCUCAGCGAUCUCCGGAUAUACCUUACCUGGACACGCAGGUGGCCCGAGCUAGACAAUGAGAACUGCGACAGUAAAUCCAACCUGGCGCCCGAGUGGAGCUUUCACUCGGCACUUGUAUCAUCAAAAACAUUCUCAGUUCACCCGGAGGUGAAAACUCUUAAACCAUCCAACAUCCUGAAUGUGAAGUCAUGCUAUGCCUGAGAUACUCAUACGACACAACGCUCCUGACAUAAGCGCUCACGUUUAAAACACACACACACACACACACCGGUCUGACACUCGAGGAUGCCUUGACAUUGUGUAUUCUGUUUUAAGUUCUUCUUCCUCAGUAGACACCAAUGGACCGGCACGUCAUUUAACUUUACUUACAUGGAACUAUGUAAAUGAUAAUCAACUAAGCAAGCAAGACCUGACAUAAUUAACAACUGUUGUAAUUUUAUUUAUCCUGUCCAAACAGUUACUGUUCCCGAACCCCUUUCUCCUCCUCCUCCUCCUUCCUGCUCCUGCUGCACUUAUUAUUGCUCCAGUUUCAUAUCAGUGUGGUCAGUCGAGUGUCUCUGCUGGCUGUUUUGGGCCUCAGUAGAAUUAGAAAUGCUGAUCUUAACUUUUAAAAUGACAAACUGCAAACACUGGGAGGGAGGAAAAAAGGAUUCAUCCCACUGGUGCAUUGAUAUACAUGUGUUUUGUUAAAGAGCAUAUGGUAGUUAACUGUACAUUUAAAGCCAGAUCAUAUUUAUUUGUGUAGUGUGAGUUUGAGGGGUUUGGGAGGGCUGAUCCAAAGUAUUCUCCUCAUGAGUAGCGUAGAAGUCACCGAGUUUGUUCAAAGUGUUUGGGGGUUUGUUUAUUUUUUUUAAUGAAUGUAUUGCAGAGACGAAGCACAAUUUCUCAGUUAUUAAACAUACAAAAUAAAUGGGUCCUCGUUUCAAAGCAGAUGGGAUUGCGCUAGAAUCUGUACAGCCGUGGUUUUUACGAAGGACGGGCGCCGUUUUCACCUUAUAAAGCCGUUUCUAGAGCUGGCGUUUUUUAAUACAUUAAAACAACAUGUUUGGUUGUACACUCUUUGUAGUAACAAACCCAAGCGUAGGGUUGUUUGCAUGUCAGUGGUGUGCUGUCCAGUUAGUAAAGCUGUUCAGUUAGAAGUAAUAGGAGCUGGUCUGGUCAGUGCAUAAGCAGGGCAGUGAGAAUGACGCCGGUGAACGUGGGGAAAAACUUCGAUUUUAUACAAAAAAAAUUAAAGUUUCUGUUUAGAGCCAGGGUUUAAAAAAAGAGGUUUAUUUACUUUGGAAGGACUCUGUUCAGCAGCGGUUAAAGCAAACAGGGCACAUCUUCUGUUAGUUUGGUCACUGCCACCCACAGCAGUGGAUAAACUGCUUCAGAGGAAACACGCUGUGCUUAUUAAACAAAGGACUCGUUUAAUGGUGGGUGCAGUGGCAUCAGCUUGAAGUGUCCUCUCCUCCAGAUCCACUUUCAUUGACUUCUCUGGGUUUAUUUUUUUUAAUGGUACUGUAUUUUGUGUAUGUUUGGUUUUUUUCUACAUGUGUUGUGCAGCUAAGUGCGUGAAACAGUUGUGAUAUUUAUAACUGUACCUUUUUCAUUUUUUUAAUGUCUUGCAUCAUUUCUUUCCUCCUUUUCAGUAUUUAAAACAAACAUGACUGUCAGAUUUGUGAUUUAAGAGCUGGAUGAGGAUCUUUGAUAAAACUGUUUUAUUUUUUUGUCUGUGGUGGAGCUGCUGGUUAAUUUAAAUGUUCUAGUUCCUUAAUGUUCACGGGGCUCUGCGUAACUUGCGAGGUAAAGAGGCUGCUUUUUAUUUUAAUGACUUUAUUGUUAAUAUUUGAUGUACUUUUCUAAUCAUCCCUUUAUAGAUUAGCCAGAAGAGGAUAAAUAUUUGUCCUGUUGGUGCUUCAGGGCUCAAAGAUGUUUUUUUUUUUAAAUCACUUAAAGGUUGAAUGACGUUAUCUUCUCCAAAUGUGUUCCUGGCAUUAAUUUAACUGAGAGUGGGUCGCUGGGUCAAAGCUGUGUGCCUCAUGGAUGUUGCUGUGUCACAGAUGUGUUGCUUGCAGCUGUCUGAAUGAACUCUGAGCAUGUCUGUUUCGCUGCUGCGUUGAUUUAUAGCAUCAAUGUUUCUAGCCACGCCCUUUAGCGAGAACUCGGUCAGAAGUACCUGCCUUAUUUAAAGGUUGUUUUUUGUUUUGUUUUUUAAGGUUUGGAGGUGGGGUGAGGGAGGGUGUACUUUUGAAAUGUCAUAAAGCUUUCUCUAACUGAAGAACAAUAUUUUUAUUCAAUUCCAUUGUAAGCUGUGAAAAAGCUGAAGAACUUGUACCAGCAUCAUUUAGACAUGACCCCAUGCAAAUAACAAUCUGUUUCAACACACGUCGGCUAUACCAGCAUGGAUAUUUGAUUGAAUAAACUCACUUUAAAAAGGAA